This is a messenger RNA of Lotus japonicus, 2492 nucleotides long. RefSeq names its product inactive protein kinase SELMODRAFT_444075-like. The transcript has 9 exons. NCBI's taxonomy places the organism in Eukaryota, Viridiplantae, Streptophyta, Magnoliopsida, Fabales, Fabaceae. The record is from RefSeq and is a predicted model, not a curated record. Bases 102 to 2012 code for a protein of 636 amino acids. Gene Ontology annotation, biological process: protein phosphorylation. Gene Ontology annotation, molecular function: ATP binding; protein kinase activity.
UUUUGUGGGUUCCUAAGCAAAGAAUAAGUUAAGUUCAGUGGUUACUUAAUCUGUUUCUUUAAUUUUUACUCAUUGGUGAGAUACUUAGCAAAACUGAGAAGAUGAGCAAAGAAAAGCAGGGUUGUUAUGGAAAGAAGGGUUCCUGUGAUGUGAGUGGUGGCAAAGUGGUGGUGGUUGCAGUUAAGGCUUCGGCAGAAACUUCAAGGAAAUGUUUGGUAUGGGCUUUGACUCAUGUUGCUCAACCAGGGGAUUGCAUUAAGCUGUUGCUCGUUAUUCCGGCUAUCACCACCUCAAACAAUAGGGUUUCAGGAUUCUCAAGACUUGCUACUACGUGUAUUACUAAUCAGUGGAGAUCCUCUUUUGGAAGUGCUUCAGAUCAGAAAGAAGUUAGUGUAAAAUCCUGUUCUCAAAUGGUGCUCCAACUUCAUGACUUGUAUGAUCCAGAGAAGAUAAAGAUCAGAAUAAAGGUUCUUUCUGGUUCUUCAUGUGGAGUAGUGGCUGCUGAAGCCAAGAAAGUCCAAUCAAGCUGGGUUAUAUUGGACAGAAAGUUGAAAAAUGAAAAGAAACACUGCAUGGAGGAGCUGAGUUGCAACACUGUAAUCAUGGGGCUAUUUGGGCCAAAGGUUUUAAGAUUGAAUUUGAAUUUUAACAGUUCACCAAAUGUGGAAAUUAUAGGGAAGCUGAAAGCAUUUCCAAGAAACUUCAAAGAAAAGUCUGACUUGACUGCAACUAACAUUGAAACAUUAUCACCAUUAAGCUCAGACCCUGGGAAUUCACCUUUUUCUCACUGUGGUGAAAAUGUCAGACAAAGGAGAGAUCUGGAGGAAAGUGAAUCUGAUUCAGAGAUGGAAAUAUUGAAUUUAUCAUCCAAAAGUUCAUCUUUCCAGCCAUGGAUUUCAAAUGCAAUAUGCAUCCAUUCCACUGAUGAGGCAUUGGUUUCUACCAGCCAAACAUUGCUUCAAGACUUCCCAAAAUUAGAUCAAGAUCCUAUUUUAGGAAAGCUUAAUUGCAAGCUUGAUGUGAACUUAAGCAGAAGUGUUAGAGAAGCCAUUUCUCUAUCCAGAAAUGCCCCUCCUGACACUCCCCCAUUGUGCUCUAUUUGUCAGCAUAAGGCACCUGUAUUUGGGAAUCCUCCAAAAUGGUUUACAUUUGCCGAAUUGCAACUUGCCACUGAUGGAUUUUCACAAGCAAAUUUUCUGGCUGAAGGUGAAUUUGGUUCUGUCCACCGUGGUGUCCUACCUGAUGGCCAGGUCAUUGCUGUCAAGCAGUGUAAAUUAGCUAGUACUGAAGGUGAUGGAGAAUUUUGCUCAGAAGUAGAGGUCUUAAGCUGUGCACAACAUCGUAAUGUUGUGACGUUAAUUGGGUUUUGUGUGGAGGAUGGAAGAAGACUGCUAGUUUAUGAAUACAUCUGCAAUGGAUCUCUAUAUUCUCAUCUUCAUGGAGAAAAGCAGAAUGUGCUGAAAUGGUCUGCACGUCAAAGAAUAGCAGUGGGAGCAGCUCGUGGUUUGAGAUACCUUCAUGAAGAAUGUAGAGUGGGUUGUAUUGUCCACCGUGACAUGAGGCCUAACAAUAUUCUGCUCACUCAUGACUUUGAAGCAUUGGUGGGAGAUUUUGGAGUUGCAAGGUGGCAGCCAGAUGGUGAAAUGGGUGUGGAAACCAGGGUGAUAGGGACAUUUGGGUAUUUGGCUCCAGAAUAUACCCAAAGUGGUCAAAUCACUGAAAAAGCAGAUGUGUACUCCUUUGGAGUAGUACUACUGGAGCUUGUUACAGGACAGAAAGCUGUGGAUAUGAACAAGCCCAAAGGGCAGCAAUGUCUUCAUGAAUGGGCACGCCCAUUGCUUGAGGGAAAUGCCAUUGAUAAAGUGGUUGAUCCAAGAAUAACAAACUGCAGUGUUGAUCAAGAGGUUCAUCGCAUGCUGAAAUGUGCCUCAUUGUGCAUCCAGCAAGAUCCUCAUUUAAGACCACGAAUGUCACAGGUGCUCCGGAUGCUUGAAGGUGAUAUUUUGACGUGAUUGCUUACCUCCUUUUCAUUCUGAGAACAAUAGUGCAAGGCAUAAAGGAUAAUAAGAAGCAUGUAGAAUGUCAUAUGGCAACAUUUGAGAGGAAUUAAGAAGUUGAAGAUGCCCCUGCUCAUUCUGAAGCAAAAAAAAGUAUAUUGGAAGUGCAGAGAUGUUCCUUGCUUCUCAAAAGAAGUUUGGAAACCGGAGUGGGUGCUCACUAGCAUGAUUAAAGUGUUAUGUUAGAGAAGUGAUGAACUAAGAUACACAAUAUAAUAUUGUUGAUUGACAGGGGAGAGUGUAGAGAGAACAUAAAACUGAGAACACCUCAGUAACAAGAGAAAAAUCAAACCAACUUUUUUUUUUUUUAUAGGCCACUAUUUAUUUACAAUAUAUAUUUUCUGAAGCGCGUGCUACAUUGGCACUUCACAAUGCAAUUAGGUUUUAUUUUACCACAUCAACAUGUUUAUUUAUGUGUCACCUCUAAAUUUUUUA